GCGGUCGCUUUUGUGGACAUAACAGCUCACUCUUCUCAUUCAACCAUGGCUUCUAGUUCGGGGCUGAGCCCGGUCGCCCGGCCCUGGGUAUUGCUCCUGGUUCUGGCCCUGCUGCAGUGCAGCUCGGCUCAGUUCUGCUCUUUCUGGAAUAACGGCUGCAUCGACCCUCUCGCUCAAACCGCCGUGAGCUUCAACUUCCAGCCUCUCUUCACCGACCCUAUCUACCUCUACUACGGCUUCGACGCGAGUUCUUCAGGAAAGGGCGAGGGUCCCAUGACAAAAACUGGGUUCUGGCUUCGGUAUGAGGAUCGUCACGUCAACAAGGACGCCAUCGAACAUAACAAGACUUCGGAGGUUGCGCUCCGUGUCGGCAAUAUGACUGCCACGCCGUCGGGAACCCACAAUGGAUGUGAUGGUAUCUGGGGCUUUGAGUGCUCGAACGAGCUCAAGUCUGCCGUGCAGCACUCCAUGUUUCACCUCGCUUCGUCGGGCUUUUACUACGAUCGACCUCUUCAGAAGACUCUAGAACACAUGUUGUUGAGUCCGCCUGACCUUCCUCAUUGCGGGCCGUUUGUGCUUGAUGUCGCCACGAUUCCAGUUCAAGACUUUGCCAAAGAAGGAACCGACCAGAAUGUCACCGUGAUGCCCUCAGGUUCUGGCAGUCACCCUUGGCAGGUAUGGUACCUCGAUGACAUGACAGCUCACCAACAAGCUUCCCAAGUCGCCGUUGGGAUAAUCACUCGUGGCCCGACGUACGACAGUCCGCCACCAAUCUCCCCCGAUGAAAUCCAGGUUGAGCUUGUGUGUCUCCAGGCUCCACAGAGUCCGCCGAGUGGAUCAUCAAAGGGUCACGAUUGAAACCUCUCCUAGUGAUGGUCAUCGAACCGUCCAUUGAUUUCUUACCUCUCUACCUAAUAC
Penicillium cinerascens is the source of this 918-nucleotide messenger RNA. RefSeq lists its product as uncharacterized. Lineage: Eukaryota; Fungi; Ascomycota; Eurotiomycetes; Eurotiales; Aspergillaceae. The transcript is spliced from 2 exons. The record is from RefSeq and is a predicted model, not a curated record. Bases 46 to 858 code for a protein of 270 amino acids.